AUGGCCAGCUCUUAUGCCUUCGUUACCCUUGUAUCUUCAGAUUCCUAUCUUCCUGGCGCUCUUACCUUGGUCGCUGCUCUCAAGGACCUUCACAAUUCACCACCAGUAGAACCGGAGGUUGACUUUCAAACCAUUUGUCUCGUCACUCCAGAAUCAGUCGAUGUAUCCACCAUAAAGCUCUUGAGGAGUGCUUUUGACGUCGUCAUUGGUGUCGAAAUUCUUGAACAUGAGAACACCAAGGGCUUAAAACUUCUCGGCCGUCCCGACCUCACCACUGUCCUUACAAAACUUCAUAUUUUUCGUUUAACACAAUAUCAAAAGAUCAUAUUCUUGGACGCAGACGUCCUUCCCAUUCGCUCAAUUUCUCAUCUUUUCAAUUUGCCCCACGAAUUCUCUGCCGUACCCGACGUUGGUUGGCCAGAUAUCUUUAACUCUGGCGUGCUGGUUUUGUCACCUGGGGAGGACAAAUUUAACCAGCUGAAUGAACUCUUAAAGUCCAAAGGCUCCUGGGAUGGUGGAGACCAAGGCAUUCUGAAUGAGUGGCGAGGUGGAGAUUGGAACAGGCUGAGCUUCACAUAUAACACCACUCCAACCGCGGCAUACACCUACGCCCCUGCAUACGAAAGAUAUGGUUCGCAGAUAUCGGCUAUUCAUUUUAUCGGAAAGAACAAACCCUGGAAUUCUAUUUCUUCUCAUUCUCCUCAACAAAGUUAUGAUUACGAGUCUCUCGUUGACAAAUGGUUUGACGUAUACGACAAGCACUAUCGUUCAGAGCCGAUAAUCCCACAAUCUUCUUUUGCGCUGCAGCGUUACUCUUCAGUAUGGGAUAAAAAUGCUGCUACAGAAAAAGCGGGCCCAACAAUGUUGGACUCGAGACCUGUCCUUGGUUUGGAAGAUCUUCGGACUUUAGCCAUCGAAGGUCUCAGCAAGUCAACCGUCACAUCAUUUGGCAAUCUCUUUGGUUAUGGCGAGUAUAGAAGCAUGCCUCUGGAAGGCCGCAUCGAUUUGAUGCGUCCACGCAAAGACCCAGAGCUUGAGGAAAGUGUCCCAACGCAAGUGGAAGAUGUUCAGAAAGCCCAAGACAAGGUCCCAGUCCAAAGUGUCCGAUUUGAUCUCAACCUCCAAGAGACACCAGUCACCCCUCGGUCUGCAACGUUUUCUCUUCCAGAGGAUAUAUCGAGGUGGCAUACUUUACCUACCCCUGGACCAACUGAAAUCCCGUCAAGUCCUCGUUUGCGUGUUGUUUCACUGCCAUCCACACCUACUCCUCAGAGCCGUUUAGAAGUCGCAUCUUCUAAUGUUUAUCCCAUUGACAAAAAGCCAGAGGACAAAUCCAACCCACGUGAAAUUUUUGGGGAGGGUCAUCCCCGUUAUCACAGCCACCAUGAACACCACACGCAAUCCGGACAUCAGGAUUCCAAUGCGCAGCAACAGUACACUCCCGCAUAUUUCGAUGUGCAGCCGUCGGCCAUUUCUGUGCAACACACCCAACAACACCAACAGCGUGAAGACCAAGUCGAGGCUCCUGCUUACCCUCAGCCUCAGUUACGGGACGAUGAGGAUAGUCAGCGCACCGAACCGCAGAAUCACGAGCGAUCUCAUCAAGGAGAGCCACAGCGGCCAUCUUCCCCUCCCAUGAUGGUUUGGAACGCUGCCGUUGACCCGCCUCCAACGACGAGUCCUCCUCCAUCUGUAUUCCCCACAGAUACAUACUUUCCCAAUGUUUGGGAUAAGACUCCGUCCCGACAGAAUGAUCAAACUCAAUCGGGACCUUCUCCGCCUGAUUCAGCAGGUUUCUUCCAAUCCCCUCCUCCAUCGGAAAUCCCAGCUUCCUUGCUUCAACAAGGUCAUUACCGCAAUGUUACUGGCGAAAGUCCUCUAGGAGUCACUCCAAGUCCCGACCGCGGCAAAGUUAAGAAUGUCUUUCCAUGGGAAGAAAAGCCGCGUCAAUUGCCCGCACGUGUGUUUCCUGAUUCCGAUGCCCCGCCACCUGCCCUGUUUCUCAGUCCGGAAAGUCCAAGCCAAGCAUCGACUGCCGCUCCUAACACUCCAGAAGCUGCAAUUACGAGACCCCGUAUUCAGCCUCUCUCGCCAUUAUAUGGUUUACCAUCGAGUUUGACGUAUGCGAACGCUUGGGACACAGUCCCAAGCAUUCAAAAGUAUGCAUCCCAACUUGUGCGCCAGCCACAGCCUCCCCCGCUAGCGCCAGCGUUCGACGAGGACGUUUGGAGAAGGGAUCGCAAGAAAAACCGGGAUGAGCGAGCAGAGGUCAACAGUCGUGAUGGGGAUGAUGAGGAUAAUGCGGACGACGACGACGACGAACCCGCCGGCGCUGAUAGUGACGGAGAAUCGGUGACAAGCACAACAAAACGACGAUCCAGGAGUGGCUCAUUGACAUCACAUUCGCGCAAGCCCAAGAAAGAGUACCGCCAGUUCGGCGUUCAGACGAUUCCGCGUGAGAAGCGUGAACAGGCCGUUCAGGCUGUACAAGACCCUCCUCCACCGCCUGAGCAGGAGAAGGAAAAGAAAGCAACUAUGCAUUCGAAACGGCAAUGGGCCCCAUCCAGUGGGUCCAAUCUGCUUGCACCUACCACGAUACAUGAAAUGAGCAGCGGGCAUGAUGCCCGUAUGAAGUCGACUGCAAACGCCGAAGCGAAAUCUUCACCUGUAUCCGAACCGUUUCAUCCCACGUUAUUAAAGCUUUCAUCGUUAUCCACUGCCCAACCGCGCUCUCCUAUUCGUUCUCCGCGAGAGUUUGUAGUCUCACCUCCAGCCACCAGUCCGCCAGCACGACCUCUACUUUCACCUACUUCAAAACCAAUUGUUCGGACUUCUGCUAUUACCACCGCCAAACUACCCUCCGUUAUAGCUCGACAGAGUUCCAACGAGUCCUCCCUCAAUUCCCCUGCGUCUUCGGUUGGGCCUAUCUCUCCGUCGGAUGGGUUUCCAAUAAAUCCCACCAUGAAGAAGGCAGGUCGCGUUUGGGAUCCUGCUCGGGGGGUUGAAUUGUUUAAACGCGGGUCGGAAGAGGUUUUGGCACGUUUCUUAAAAAUGGGCUCUUGGGAGGACGAGAGUGCGCGCUGAGCACUUUUCUAUUGAUCUGUUUGCGGAUUGUUUUUCUUUUACUUUCGGCUUUUUCAGCGUCCCCUUGCAAAAUUGGCGUUGGUUCGGUCCGCUUGCUCGUAUGCGUUCAUUUUCAUGUUUCCCUUCAUCAUACCCUGCACGCAUCAUGUUUUCUCAAAAUCACCCUUUCUGCCGCAGCAACGUUUAUGUUAGUACAUAAUACACUAGAGAGCUGCUUUAUGGAUGUCGUCAUUCAUC
Molecule: messenger RNA, 3321 nt
Organism: Laccaria bicolor S238N-H82
Lineage: Eukaryota; Fungi; Basidiomycota; Agaricomycetes; Agaricales; Hydnangiaceae
Product: glycosyltransferase family 8 protein
Exons: 4
Coding region: 1-3084 (1027 amino acids)
Cellular component (GO): cytoplasm
Molecular function (GO): glycosyltransferase activity
Source: RefSeq, a predicted model, not a curated record